Messenger RNA from Somion occarium, 1267 nucleotides. Lineage: Eukaryota; Fungi; Basidiomycota; Agaricomycetes; Polyporales; Cerrenaceae. The record is from the annotation of a GenBank genome assembly.
CUGGGAAAGAACCCAUCCCUCUAUCGAUUAAUCGAAGAGACCCAGCAGAGGCCUUAAGGACACCGCGCGCCGUUGAUGUUGGUUCAUCAUUACACCAUCGCUCUGUGCAAUGAACUGAACUUCUAUGGCAUCUAACCUACGUCUCCGGCAAUAUCACUCAAGCUCUUGCAAAACAUGCAUAAACAAUUCUUGUAUUGCCUUGACACAGGGUUGCACAGGACGCGCUGCGUGCUUAUUUUCAAGAGUACCUGGAUCAUUGCACAGUCAACUUUUCUCUCCAGUACUUACAGCCUUUACCAUCCUAUAUCGAAUCUAACUGUGCUAACUUACGCACUUAUGCUGCGAUCAAAUGCUGCUCUUUGCUGUUCGCUAACUUCGACCUUUUCUUCUCGCAUUGGAAUUUCCUUAGUCGUGAUAUGUCUUUUGAACUUGACCUCAUUCGUCAUAUUUACUGUGCCGCUAAAUCAGGAACAAGCUCCUGCUUCAACGAAGACUGUAGGGGCCUUCACGCAGGUAGUCUUUAAGAAUGCUGUGCAAGGGCUAGAAGCCUCAUCCGAGCAUCGUUCUUACAAGGUGGUGAUUGGGUUCAUACCAUGUCCAGAAAUAGCUGCGCCCCAUCAACGCGCCCACAGCCACGACGUUUGUAUCCGAUGCUUGUCUUUCUUGCCGGCGAACCUUGCCUCCUCAGUACUGCCUUCACUGCGGGGCGCGCAGUAUAACGACCACUUGGAGACGAUUCCUCCCCCAGCCUAUGCUGGUGCUGGAGGUUCUGGGCAGGAGGCUCAAGGAUCACAACUUCAAGAACAACCUCAAGAACAACCUCAAGAACAACGAGAGAUUCCUACUCCGAAGGUUCCCUCUCCGGGCAAUGCUGUUGCGUCUUCGGAGAAGGCCUAUCCUCCUCAGCCAUACCCGCCUACUCCUGGAAUGGCUCCACAAUCAAUGCCAGGUUUUUUGCCAUUGACGGAGGCACAGCUUGCAGAAGUGCAACUUGGUAGUAUGUUCCAGAAUCAACUGUUCGCAAGGUGUGCUCGUGGAGAUCACGAUAUUGUCAGGAAACAUGGAGCCCUGGGUAUCAUUUGCGCAGUCAUCUUGUUCCCUAUCGGUUUCACUUGUUUCUUCCUUGAUGUCGAGAAGAAAUGUGCCCGCUGUGGAACGGUCAUUGCUUGACCUGCAUGAUCUGUACCAUUAUGUUCCGCCGACUUAGAUGUGUUAUCUACCGUGACAUUCGUGUGCUUGGAUUUCAGAAUGAAAUUCGGCUGACCCG